UCCCUUGUCCACCUGCACAUAACGAGCCACAAGGAGCCCGAGAGCCUAGAGACUGACAGCGUGUCUUUGGAAAGCCUGAAAGAAGUAGAACUACUUCUUUAUUUUGAUACGCGCUGUACCGGCGAGCAGCGAUGGUUUGCGGCGGAUUCGUUUGCACCAAGAACGCACUCUGCGCUCUGAAUAUACUUUAUGUUUUGGUGAGUCUGCUGCUUAUCGGAGUGGCAAGCUGGGGGAAAUGGUUCGACCUGGUUUCCAGCAUCAGGGUGGUGGUGGCCGUCAUCGGCGUGGGCGUCUUCCUGUUAUUGGUUGCCUUUGUGGGGCUGUGGGGGGCCUUGAAGCACCAUCAGGUCCUGCUCUUCUUCUACAUGGUGAUCCUGUUCAUCGUGUUUGUCGGGCAGUUUUCUGUGUCCUGUGCUUGUCUGUCCCUGAAUAAAGACCAGCAGAACCAUCUGCUGGAAGUCGGAUGGAACAAAUCGGAGGCCACUCAAAGGGACGUAGAGAAAACACUCGGCUGCUGUGGCUUCUCCUCUGUUCCCAUCAAUGGUUCCUGUGCUACUAGAUGCUAUAACGGCAACACUCCAAAGACUUGUAAGACGUGCUCCGACGUUAUCCAGCAGUACGUCGGAGAAGUGCUUCGCUUUGUGGGCGGCAUCGGUCUCUUCUUCAGCUUCACAGAGAUCCUCGGAGUUUGGCUCGCUCACAGAUACAGAAAUCUCAAAGAUCCUCGAUCAAAUCCUGGAGCCUUUCUCUAAAUAAACAGAAGAAAUAAUUGUUUUUCCUCUUACCUUUUUGUAAAUCACUCCUAUCUGGACAUCUGUAAGAUUUAAAGUCAGACGAACCUUUGGCCAUUACCGGAUAACGUAAAAUAGUAUAACAGUAACGCAAGUAGAGAUGAAAUGCCUCACAGCUGAUAUUACAUAACUUAGCCUAACAAGGCUGUAACUACAGAACGUCUGAGUGAGCAAAGGUCUUAUGGUAAAGGUUUUAAUGCUCAUGAACUCAACAGUUUGCUUUCAUAUUUGCUGAUUGAUUGAAAUUAUGCAAUGUGAAUUGUUGCUGUGAAGAUUUGUCUUUCUUUAAAGGAGUAGUUUAACAUUUCGGGUGAAGUAAGCGUCUUCUCUUAGAUUUGAUACCACCGUCGUGUCUGUGAGGUAAAUGUGAAGCGACAGCUAGCAGCCGGUUAGCUUAGCUUAGCUUAGCUUAGCGUAAGGACUGGAAACAGGCAACAAAAUCCACCUGCCAGCACCUCCUGUGUUUCACUAAUUAACACGUUAAAUCUUGUCUGUUUUUAAUCCAUACAAAAACUGUAAAAGUGAAAGACUUUUGUUUUUUCGGAGGGUUUUAUGUGCCAGAACAUUUCUUAGCAGAGACAAGACUUCAAGCUAAGGCUAGCCGUUUCCCCUCGCUUCCACUUUUAAUAUUAAGCUAACCAGCUGCAGGUGGUGGCUUCAUAUUUACAGUCGUAUUAAUCUUCAAAUAAGCGUAAUUCCCAAAAUGUGAAACUAUUCCUUUAUGUGAAACUUGUAGGCUGAGCGUCGCCUCUUUAAUUCUAAUCCGUCUCAAAGAGAUGGAGGUUAACAGCUCACUGUACACACACACCUUAUGCAAAUAAACUGCAGGUCAGCACCAUGAUGGCUGGAUGACUGCGCUCACCACUCCCAGAGAUUAAUGUAUCAUGGGUGACCUCACACAUUGCUGUGUUUUGCAGACAGUGGUUUUGGGUGUAGGAUGUCAUAACGGCAGGAAAAGACCAAAAGAAAGACAAACCUGUUGCAGCUCGACAGACUUACUGUAAUGAAACCAGGUUUGUUUUUGAUUUAUAUGUGUAUUUAUUGCUCUUGUUUCCUGUUCGAAACGUAUGUGAACACGAUGAAUUCCUACUAAAUCAUGUUUCAUCAUAUUCAGUAAGAGUUGCAGUGAAAGAGUGGAACAUGUUAUGUUUUGCUCGUCAGUUUUGGUGCUGAUAGAGAGCUGUUUCUUUCACUCCGGAGGAGGAAACUUUGUGCCAUGUGACUGGUUUACAUUCCUCACCCCAAACAGGAUGCCAACCAGGAAGUGCACACGGUUUAGAUUCCUCUGAAUGUUGCUACUGUCCUCAGGCGGUCCAACCUGUUCACAGAUGUUAACUCAGCUGCUGCACUGCCAUUGUACAAUAAAGUCAUUGUGUGUCAACCAUGUAUUUAUCUGCACUCUAUAUUUAGAUCUGUUUUGUAAGCCCAUCAUUCUCUUAUAGCAUGUAUUGGUCUAUCACGGGGUAAUAAUUAGACAAACUAUUUAAGUAUGCUUACAAGUGUUUGGUUGAAAGACAAACUUAUAGGGAUUGUUUUAUAGUUGAAGAGGUCGUGCAGGGAAGAAAUAUAAACACGCUAUUGGUGCAAGAUUUGAAGUGUGGCUCUUUGCUCGUAGUCCCAUCCUAACUUAUAAUUGCUUUGGCUCAUAAUGCUCCUCAUGUGAGCAAGUGUUCAAUCGUAUUACAAAUGCAACAUGUGUGUAUAAAUAUUUUCAGUUACUUAAACAUUA
Messenger RNA from Cottoperca gobio, 2520 nucleotides. Its product is annotated as tetraspanin-13-like. The coding region runs from base 132 to 752 and encodes 206 amino acids. The record is from RefSeq and is a predicted model, not a curated record. Gene Ontology annotation, cellular component: membrane. The transcript is spliced from 6 exons. NCBI's taxonomy places the organism in Eukaryota, Metazoa, Chordata, Actinopteri, Perciformes, Bovichtidae.